AUGAAUAAAAUAAAGAACAGAAUAGAUGGAUAUUCAAUGCUUAUUGUAAUGAAAUACUUAGAAUAUGAAAGUGAUUUUAUAAAUAUUGUUUGUGUUAGUUCCAAGUACAAAAGGAAUUUAGAUAGAUUGAGAUUUAAUCCAAUUAGUAUUCAAUCAUUGACAUUAUUUCCUUUCAUUCAAACACUAUAUCUUUAUUCAUCAUUUGAUCCAUUUAUAAAAGGUAUUGAUCAAGUACAAAUAUGUUAUCCAAUAACAUAUAAAGAACAACAAAUAUUAAUUCGUAAACAUAAAACAAUAAAAUUUAGUUUUAGUCAUAUAGAAUAUAAUGGAAAUGAAAAUACAACAGAACAAUUAUUUUAUUGUAAAGACAUUACUCAUAUUGGGGAUAAUUCUUUUUCACAAAAUUUUACAUUAAAAACAAUAACAUUACCGUCUCACAUUAUUGAUAUUGGAAAUUAUGUUUUUUUUAAUUGUUUUAACUUAACAAGAAUUGAAUUAAGUAAUAGAUUAACAAAUAUUGGGAUUGGUUGUUUUAGUGGAUGUAUUGGAUUAAAACAUUUAGAAAUUCCAACAAAUGUUGUUUGUAUUGGAAGUAAUGCACUUAUUGAUUGUACGUCAUUAGAAAGUAUUUCGUUUCCAUUACAAAUUGCUAAUAGUUUAUGUAAUCAAUUAAAUAUUACAAAAUCAAUAAAAAGUAUUAAAAUUAUAGGAAAAGGAAGAAUUGAUGCAUUUGUAUCACAAUAUAUUAGUCAUUUAAUAGAAGACAAUAACAAUAACAUUAUUUGUAUUAAUAAAAUUUUUACUUUUUAUGAUACUCAACAUUAUGGAAGACAAAUAGAAUAUGGAAUUAAAGAAAUUGAAGAUAAUUGUUUUUUAAAUGAUUCGUCUCUUGACGCUAUUUUUAUUCCUUCUUCUGUAUCAAAAAUUGGUAAUAAUUGUUUUUCUGGUUGUACUUCUUUAACUAGUGUUUCAUUACCUCCUAAUUUAAAAACAAUUGGAAUUAACUCUUUUUAUAAUGUCCCUUGUGUAUUAUAA
This is a messenger RNA of Entamoeba dispar SAW760, 1035 nucleotides long. RefSeq lists its product as uncharacterized. The record is from RefSeq and is a predicted model, not a curated record. NCBI's taxonomy places the organism in Eukaryota, Evosea, Mastigamoebida, Endamoebidae. The coding region runs from base 1 to 1035 and encodes 344 amino acids. The transcript has a single exon.